This is a messenger RNA of Nannospalax galili (Upper Galilee mountains blind mole rat), 1203 nucleotides long. Its product is annotated as olfactory receptor 4C3-like. The record is from RefSeq and is a predicted model, not a curated record. Gene Ontology annotation, cellular component: membrane. The transcript is spliced from 3 exons. Gene Ontology annotation, biological process: G protein-coupled receptor signaling pathway. Gene Ontology annotation, molecular function: G protein-coupled receptor activity; olfactory receptor activity. NCBI's taxonomy places the organism in Eukaryota, Metazoa, Chordata, Mammalia, Rodentia, Spalacidae.
AUGGAAAAACUACACAAUGUUACAGAAUUUGUUAUGCUGGGACUCUCCCAGAAGCCAGAGGUGCAGAGGCUUCUCUUUGUGGUCUUCUUGGUAAUCUACGUGGUCACAGUUUCUGGAAACAUCCUCAUUGUGCUCACCAUCACCAUCAGCUCUACCCUGGCUUCCCCAAUGCAUUUUUUCCUUUCCAAUCUAUCCUUUAUUGACACCUGCUAUUCUUCUUCCUUGGCCCCUAAACUCAUUGCAGACUCCUUGUAUGAAAGGACAACUAUCUCUUAUGAAGACUGCAUGUCCCAGCUGUUUGGGGCUCAUUUCCUGGGAGGUGUGGAAAUUAUUCUGCUCACAGUGAUGGCCUAUGACCGCUAUGUGGCCAUCUGCAAGCCCCUGCACUACACCACCAUCAUGACCAGACACCUCUGUGCCAUGCUCGUGGCUGUGGCUUGGCUGGGGGGCUUCCUGCAUUCAUCCAUUCAGCUCCUUCUGAUCUUUCAGUUACCUUUCUGUGGGCCCAAUGUGAUCAAUCACUUUGUGUGUGACUUGUACCCUUUGCUGGAGCUGGCCUGCACCAACACAUAUGUCAUUGGCCUGCUGGUGGUGGCUAACAGUGGUGUGAUCUGCCUGUUGAACUUCCUCAUGCUAGCUGCCUCGUACAUUGUCAUCCUGCGCUCACUGAGGUCCCACAGUGCAGAGGGGAGAUGCAAAGCCCUGUCCACCUGUGGUGCCCACUUCACCACAGUCACCUAGUUCUUUGUACCUUGCAUAUUUAGUUACAUGUGUUCAACAACUACUUUAUCAAUAGAUAAAAGCAUGGCAGUAUUUUAUGGUAUUCUGACACCUAUGUUGAAUCCACUCAUUUAUACUCUGAGAAAUGAAGAGGUAAAAAAUGCCACGAGAAAACUUUUUCAGAAGAAACUUACUUUUGGUAACCUUAUUAAAAAUAGAAAAUUUAAAAUCACAGUCUGGACAGGAGAAAAGCAGCCUCGCUUCCCGCUUCCCAGCCCUCAGAACUUGAUCUUCUCAAGACUGACAGCCUUUCAGCCGGUCAGGCCUCGGCAGUACUUCUGGCGGUCAGACACUCAAGCCGGGGCUUCGGGCAGCACUCUUCUCGCCGAGCCCCACUCGACAACCAGGCCGCCUGCCCCCUCAUUUGUUGGAGAGCCUUACUUGGGUUUGCACCCCCCUAGACAAAAAUCAGGAAAGAUCUAA